This is a messenger RNA of Gasterosteus aculeatus aculeatus (three-spined stickleback), 891 nucleotides long. Lineage: Eukaryota; Metazoa; Chordata; Actinopteri; Perciformes; Gasterosteidae. The record is from RefSeq and is a predicted model, not a curated record.
AUGGAGAACAUAUCCGCGCUGACGCCUCUCAAGCAGCCCAUCGUGUUCCACCUGGAGGGCUUCUACGUGCUGCCGGGCCACGGGCCCUUCUUCUUCUCCCUGCUGCUGCUCUACUACGCCGUGACACUGUGGGCCAACGGCAGCGUGCUGUGCGUCAUCGUCACGGACCAGAACCUGCACCGGCCCAUGUACGUGUUGGUCUGCAACCUGGCGGUGUGCGACCUGCUGGGGGCCACGGCGGUGGCGCCUCGCCUCAUGAUGCACUUCCUGACGGGCCAGAGGAAGAUCGCCUACGUGCCGGCGUUGGCCCAGGCCUUCUCCGUGCACAUGUACGGCGUCGCCGUGCAGACUGUUCUGGGCGUAAUGGCCUAUGACAGGUACAUUGCCGUGUGCGAACCUCUCCGGUAUCACGCCAUCAUGACGGGGGCUCGGCUGCACUCCUGCCUGGCGCUGGCCUGGUCCGUCGCGGUGCUGCUCAUCGCUCUGCUCUUCAUCUUCCACAUGAACUCCCCGCUGUGUGGCAACAUCAUCCAGCACGUCUACUGCAGCAACCGGGGCAUCCUGAACCUGGCAUGCGGCCCCACCCCCUUAAACAACAUCUAUGGUCUCUCCAUGAGCUGGUCUUUGAAUACCAGCAUCUUCCUCAUCAUUUCUUUCUCCUACAUCAGAAUCCUUCAUGCUUGUGUGAAACAGGGCGCGGCCGACAGCGGGAUGCGCAGUAAGACCUUCCAGACGUGCGCUCCCCACCUCGUGGUUUAUGUUCUCUACCAGAUAGCUUCAGUGGUGAUAAUUUGUGGGUUUGCGGGACCCUCGGGCCUGGGCGGUCCGGGGCAACGGGUCCUCGCACGAUCUCCCUUGGUGGUCCUCGGAAGGGGGCCAGACCAAGACUGA